AUGAAGGGGAGGCUCACGAUCACCAGCAGCAAUCGGCCGCAGCAGCAGCAGCAACGCAGCAGUCCCGGGAAGAGCUGCUAUCCAUCGCUCGAUUGGAAACGGAAUCGAAACGGCUGCCUGGCGGUUCUGUUCUGCGUGACUUGCUUCUCCGUGAUGAUGUGCCUGGUGUUGGCGGACAUUUUCAAGCACGUCGACAACGAUGGUAGCGUAACGGCUUCGACCGAAAUGCCUGGCAAAGUUUAUCCACUGCUCGGGGCCAGGAUGGACGAGGAAGUUGGAAAGUGUAAGCUUACUUCCGAGUGUGCUAUUGAGUGCACCGAUAUAGAUGUGAUUAAUAUAUCGGUCGAAGUGUACGAGCUGGCCAAGACCAACUCUUGUGCAUCGUUUAAUCUGAACGUGGUAUCGCUGUACAUAGAGGAUAGUGUACUAAAGCCAAACUGGUUACAGUUGGACCUUGACCUCGACGUGGGGUCGCUACAGAUGAUGAACUCCAACGUCGUUGCCAUCGAGCCGGAAACCUUCGACGUGGGAUGGUUCUUCGGUACGACCGUGUUAACGCUGCAGUCACUCAAAAUCGAGUACCUCCCGACGACGGUGUUUCUGGGGUUGCAAAGCUUGAAAGAGCUGAACCUGCGGAAUCUGCCCCUGCGGAAGAUCGAUCCGUACGUGUUGAGCCCGAUGAAGUACUCCCUCACGCGGCUAACCGUCGAGAGCAGCCUGGACGGGAUUAGCCCGAAAAAUCUAACCGGCUCAGUGACCCUCGAUCGGCUCGAGAUACUCUCGCUGGAGUACAACCGAUUCGAGGAUCAGUUGCAGCAGAACACGUUCGCGAAGCUACCGGCAAUGGCCAGCUUGUACUUGCGUAGCUCGCACAUAACUUCGCUCGGUGGAACCGUUUUUGAGAACAUUGCCAACACCGUCAAACAGAUAUACUUGAACGGGAAUGAGCUGAGUGUCAUCGAGGAAGGGACGUUCGAUAGCCUCCAGCUGAUGGGCGGGAAGGUGUACUUAAAAGACAAUCCAUGGGUGUGCGGAUGUGAGUUGGCCUAUUUGCAGAAGCUUUUGACCACCACCAGCUUCGUGUUGGAUCAACCGAUGUGUGACAGCCCGGUCGAGUUUAGCGGUUUGUUGAUUAGCGAUGUUCCACUUUGUGCUACACCGACACCAUCUGUUGCGCCCUCGAUUACCACUGAGUCAUCGACUGUGUCAUCUGAUACGACGGAGCCAUCGUUGACACAGAGCACGACAGAACCAUCGUUCACCACAACAAGCGAGCAGAUGACUACGGAAUCGACACCUGCUGAGGACACUACAGAAAGCGAGCCAAGCACGACAGAUGGUGAAACAACGUCGAACUAUGAUUCCACCACCGAGGAGAUUACCUCAGAAGAACGUACAAGCAAGCAUGAGCCAACUGAUUACACGACAACUUCAUCCUCAAUGGUCUCCACUGAAACGACUUUGGAAAUAACAACCCAAACGCCAGACACUACCUCGCAGGAAACAACCACCAUGAGUGUUGAUACUACGACAGAAGAAACCGGAACAACUUCCACUGAAGAAACGACCACGACUCCCUAUACAACAGUGUCAGAUUGGAUCACACCAGAGGAAACAACUUCAAGUUCACCCUCGACGGAAGAACAAACGACGGAAACAUCGGCGGAAUCUUCGACGGAAUCACCGACAGACUCCGCGACGACGGAGUUUUCCAGCUCGGAAACAACGCCCCAAACCCUCCCGACCAUCCAGCCGAAUGUCGUCGAGUUGCAGUGCGAAAGUACGGCCAAUCCACUGAUCUCGGAGAUAACCACCGAGAAGGCCGACUCGGCACGCUUGGUCGGUGCCGGUACGAUCGCGCUCAACGUGGCGACCCGCUCGAAGCUGUUCACCAUCUCCGAGGCGCAGGAGGGUGCGGUCGAGAUCUUCUUCGACAAGACGACGUACGGUGCGGUCCUGUGGUUCACCGACACCUCCACCCUGUCGACGGUGUUCUCCACCAACGUCGAGAGCAGUGCGCACUGCCAGACGCUCGGUAGCCAGAAGAUGCGCGUCAGCAAUCUCGUGCCGGACAAGAAUUACAUCUUCUGCGCGUUUAGCCUGCACGAGACGAUGGUGUCCCCGUUCAACUGCCUGCCGUACCGCUUGCUCCCGGUGUACGGGCAGCGGGCCUGGCUGGUGGAGGACCAGAAGAUCAUGAUGAUCAGCAUUAUCAUCUCGUCCAUCUUGGUCGCGCUGCUGACCGGGGUGCUGGUGACGUACUGUUUCUUCAAAAGUUUGGCCCUCUACCAAACCAAUCAUUCCAAAACGUCCGUGCUGCCGCUAGAGAACAACACCAUCAAGAACACGUACAUGUCACCGAUGCCCCCGAAGAAACCGGUUACACCUGAGAGGCCCAACAUCAAGCGCAGCGUGUCCGAUACGAGCAUCGAGAGUGGCCGAAGUUACGUCUCGGCCGUCGUCCCGGCGACCCAGUUCCAGUACAUCUCCUGGAAGAUGGAAAACCGCGCGCGACCUUCGCUCGAGUUCUACCCGAACGAGCCACCGCCCCCGCCGCUGCCACCGCACCCGAGCAAGCGGCUCAAGAAGCAGAAGUCGGAGAUCAAAAUAAACUUUCACCAGCAGCAGGAAAUCUACGACGAGCCGGGCGCUACAACGAGCUACAAUGGACGGACGGCCGGCAGCAGUACGCUGCAUCAGUCCCUCCGCAGCAAUCGGCACCGGGCGAGCUACGGCGGUGGUGGUGGUGGAAUGCUGCACUGA
Messenger RNA from Anopheles coustani, 2763 nucleotides. RefSeq names its product leucine-rich repeat, immunoglobulin-like domain and transmembrane domain-containing protein 3. The transcript is spliced from 6 exons. NCBI's taxonomy places the organism in Eukaryota, Metazoa, Arthropoda, Insecta, Diptera, Culicidae. The coding region runs from base 1 to 2763 and encodes 920 amino acids. The record is from RefSeq and is a predicted model, not a curated record.